Phyllopteryx taeniolatus (common seadragon) is the source of this 6908-nucleotide messenger RNA. RefSeq lists its product as uncharacterized. NCBI's taxonomy places the organism in Eukaryota, Metazoa, Chordata, Actinopteri, Syngnathiformes, Syngnathidae. Bases 1179 to 2264 code for a protein of 361 amino acids. The record is from RefSeq and is a predicted model, not a curated record. The transcript is spliced from 8 exons.
GACUGUAUUUAAAGUUAAAAUUUUUUUUUUUUGAAGUAUCCUCCACCUUCGCUAUCUCUUCUCCCAUGUAGCCUCAUUUUCCCCCUCCAUCCCUUUCAUUCAUACACAUAUUAUUCAGUCUUACUUCGGCUAAUCUUCAGUCCUCUCCUUUCCAGUGCAUGCCUCCAUCUUUCUAACUGUUCCGCCACCUGGUCCCUGCUUUCACUGCAGCUCACAAUGUCAUCUGGGAACAUCAUGGUCCACAGGGAUUCCAGUCUAACCUAAUCUGUCAACCUAUCCAUCACUAUUGCAAAAAGGGAGGGGCUCAGGUCUGAUCCCUGAUGCAAUCCUCCCACCUCCAACAACAGCAAACCUCACCAGUGUUCUGCUGCCCCCAUACUUGUCCUGCACUAUUCAGACUUACUUCUCUGCAACUCCAGACUUCCUCAUGCAGUACCACAGUUCCUCUCUCGAUACCCUGUCAUGGGCUUUCUCUAGAGCUAAAAGAACACAAUGCAGCUCCUUCUGACUUCCUUUGUACUUCUCCAUCAAUACUCACAAUGUGUGCAUCUGUGGAACUCUUUCUAGGCAUGAAACCAUACUGUUGCUCACAAAUAAUCACUUCUUUGCUGAGUCUAGCCUCCACUACUCUUUUGUGUAAUUUCAUAGUGUGGCUCAUUAACUUUUUUCCUCUGUUGUUCCCACAAAACAAAACAUUGCCCUUGUUCUUAAAAAUGGGCACUGUUCCACUUUCCCUCCAUUCCUCAGGCGUCUUCUCACCUGCUAGAAUUCUGUUGAACCACCUGGUCAAAAACUCCACAGCCACCAUAGAUGCUUCCAUACCUCCACAGACCCAUGCAUCCAUCCAUUUUCUGAGCCGCUUCUCCUCACUAGAGUCGCGGGCGUGCUGGAGUCUAUCCCAGCUAUCAUCAGGCAGGAGGCGGGGUACACCCUGAACUGGUUGCCACCCAAUCACAGACAAUUUUUAAAAUCACAUGGAGUAUUUUUUUGUGGAACCCUCAAGAUAGAACUUGAGAAGUCCUUCAGCGCUUCUAACCUUUGGAUUUACUGCACCUUCAGCCAGGCACCUACAACCAUACACUGGAACGACUGAAUGUACAGUAUAGAAACAAAUACAAAACCUGCUCAACACUCUUUCUCGCAACACUUCGGAGGGAGCUGACUGGUUCAUCAAAGAUAUGAGAGCUACAGCUGAACUCAUGGUAUUGCUCUUCACAGUUUCGCAAGGUGUGGGAGACCCCUGUGAUGGCAGAAGAAAAGGAGCUCAGUGUUAUGGACCGCUGGCUCAAGAAAUAGUCCUCCAUUUGAUGGACAAAACCCCACUUGAUUUUACCUUGACGAAAGAAAAAAAACAUUUACUGAUAUGGAGAAGUGGGCAAUUGCAGACUAAAGAACCUGAAAGAUUUAGCUUCACCCCAAACGAUGGAAUGAUGAAGAUUGAAAACCUGAUCAAGAAUGAUACUGGCAAUUAUACUCUUUUUAUCUAUAACCAAACCGGAUUUGAACUUGAGAAUCGGAGACUGCAGUUGUUCGUUGAAGCUCCUGUGACCUCCAUCCAUCUAGUCUCGAAGUGUCUGUCCCAAGGACUGCAGCUGGUGUCUUGCUCCUCCAAGGGAGGGGACAAUCUUCAAUACUGGUGGAACCUAAACCAAAAACCACUGGAGCACACUGACCUCAUCUCUGGACAUGUUCAGGAAAACAACAUCACCCUGAAAAAACACGUCUCAGGACAGCUAGUCUGCUCUAUUAGAAAUAACGUCAGUAAAAUCCAGAAAGAAGUUAGUCUAUCAUGUGUGUUCAUUAACUGCACCUCAAAUGGGACUCUCAUAACUCAGUGGUUGCCUGAAAUCAGUAAAACCCUGUGUGACAAUCCCACCUCAGGAUCCAAGACCCCUCAAAGUAAGAAUUAUUUGCCUAUAAUGAGCGGCAUUCUCUCAGCAUUGGUGAUCCUCUUAAUGAUUGGAUUGGUGAUUGUCUUCAUGCAGAAGAAAAAGAAAAGCGAUAGAAAAGAUGAAGAGGAAUUGGUGUACGCUGACGUCAGGAUUGUUGAUCAACCGAGGAGGUCAAUAAAAGUGAGAGAAGAAGUGGAGGUGGAGUACGGCCAAGUGAAGUUUUCCGAGCAACCUUGUCGAACUGUUGCGAUGAAAGAUGAUGGAACUGUUUAUGCCCAAGUCCGCAGAGACAGAACUUGGGAGUCCUCGCAUCCAUACAUAGAGGACCGAAGACACUUAUGCAGCACCAAUUCUGGGCCCGACCAGUACUGAAGAUUUGGUCUCAGUGGUUGCUGAUGUGUUGGGCUAGGAUCGUGCAGUCAAUCUUUCGCCAGUGCAGAAAGAUUCUUAGCCCAUGCCACCUCCAAGCACCCGAGGCCCAGACACCCACCCCGUUUGGUUCAGCUAAAGCACUCAGGCACAUCACAAGGGUGCUGGCUCUGGUAGGCGCCUAGAACCAAAGGUUGCUGAGCUGUUGUUACGGACCCCACUGCUUUUCAUGUCGUAUUUAGUCCUGGUUGAGCGAAAAUCUCACUAGCCAAUGUAGACAUGGAUGCUGCCAUCCUAUGUUUGCACUCCCACUGUCAAUCAUGAACAGAUCGGGUGUUUGGGUGAGCGAAUGUGUGUUGUUAGAACUUCUGCCUACCCACACACACGCACACACACACGCACACACACGCACACACAAGCGUGGUUGAGUGAAAGUUUGGUUUAUGGCUGGCAUUAACCUUUUUUUUUUUCCAGUCUCAAUUAAAUAAAUGCUACAAUAUAAUAGUUACAUACAUGCUGUAGACAGUAUUUUGCCACGAAAAAAAAAAAUCUGACUUUUUUAUUGCCACAGCAGUCACAAAUCUAACGUGGAACUUCCACCUCCAAACAUUUUUCUUCACAACUAGUUUAUGUUUUUUGGUGUGAUUACAGGUGACAUUAACCGGUUGGUGUCUAAAUUAAAGAGCUGUUACAAUACAGUAAAUAUCAUACAUACUGUAGACAGUAGCCUAUUUUUACCACAAAAAUGUGUCUAUCCUGUUUUUGACAAGUUACAACCACGAAUAAGUGAAUUCGCGAAUGCUGAACCGUGAACAUGCAGGGGUCCACUGUAGAAAAGUGAGCAUUACUGAUGAUGCCAAUUUGAUAUUUUAAUAAAAUUGACAAAUUCUGGCAAGCAACAGAUGGUGGAAUGCAUGCACAGUCUCCUUCUUCAAAUACUUCAGUUUUUGAAAUAUUUUGCAACCUUCACAUUUAAGAAGAAUGUGCUUGUCCUCCAAAUAUGGAACAAAAAAUAAUACCAGGCAAUAUGAUCAGACCUUGUCCACAGUAGUUCCUGAAUAAUUCCAGCCAGAAUUAUUACACAAUGAUUAGAUUUAUAAGGAAAAAAUGUCAUAGUGAACAUUGUGGAAAAACCUAAAAAAAUAAAUAAAUUCUAAGCAUGUUACCAUGUCCUAUCUGCCUUUGGUCAUGGGCGUUGUCAAACCUUUGCUCUCUCUAUGGCAAGAUAGGCUUGAUUUAUUUAUUUAUUUUUUAAAAACUGUAUCACCCUUUGCAACAUGACCCAUUUUUUUACAUGGAGAUAAAAUGUUACACAUUGUGUUUGUGUGAAUAAUAUAAUUCACCACUGCAGAAACACCUUGAUUCUUUCUUGACUUUGACUUUUUGACUAUGAUUGAUUUGGUUUGGUCUUUUGGGGUCAAAGUUCGACAAUCCUGGUCAACCUUUUAGCUGAUUCACAGCCCCAUCUAACAUGUUUAUGGUCUGUGAUCGUUGUAAUGUCCUCAAACACCCACUUGAGAUUAUUUUUAACUGAAUGCUCUCCUUAAAACUCAGUUGAACUUUUGACUGACAUAAUCUACCGAGCAAAUAAUUGAUAACACAACGCCAGUGUCAUAAAGCAGCUCCAACAGUUGUGUGCCAUUUUAUCUUCAUCUUCUGUGUUGUGUUAAGUCCACCACAGUGUGUAACAUUCUCUCAGACAUUUAUUUUUCAUCUUAUAUUUAAAUGUUUGAAAAAGUUAGAUUUUGGAAACUAUGCUCUGCUUAACCUAUAAAAGAUUUGACUGAGCGGCAAUUAAAUAAAUUGAAUCUUAUGUUGCGACACAUUCAUGUGAUCAGACUCUAUCAUGCCAAAGAUAUAAAACUAUAAACCCACACUCGUGGCUUGAGACAUGAUCUUUGAUGUAGCUUCAAUCUUUAUAUACUGUACAUGCUUUGGAGACCACUGAAUUAAUGUUGCAUGUUGUACAACUCAAACCUUUUUAUUAUUUUCAAAAUGCUUUUAAGGUACUGAUUGUUGUCCUAUCCAUCCAUUUUCUGUACCGCUUCUCCUCACUAGGGUUGCGGGCGUGCUGGAGCCUAUCCCUGCCUAUCCCAGCUAUCUUCGGGCGAACUUCAUUUAAAUGACAGCAAGUAGUUUUUAGUUAAAAUGCGGACAAGUAGGGGAAUUACAACUUUCUGAACCUCAUCGAACAUUUCUACAGUAUUUCAAAUUCUAAAAGAGUCACUAAUGGUGUUGACUUGCCUGAAUCCUGCGUAGGCAGCAUGGGUUCAGUUCCCACUCAGUGACAGUGUGACUAUCGAGUGUCUAUCUUUAUAAUUGCCUUGUGAACGACUGGCGACCAGUCCAGGCUGUAGUCUGUGUUUUGCCCAGAGCUGGCUUCAAGGUACCCACAACCCUGGAUAGGAUAAGACAGUGGUUCUUAAAAUCUCGUACCACCUGGGUCCACUCCUCGGCCGCUGCGACCAUGUCCAAGUGACCCUGAGCAGGAUACUGAACCUCCAGUUGCUCCUAAUGAAGUGUUAAAGUGCUUUGAGUACCUUGAAGGUAGAAAAGCACUACACAAGUGAAAGCCCAUUUACUAAAAUGCACAGGCAUACUAGACGAAGUGUUAAUAAAGAUUGAGACAGUUUUUUUCUAAGAAAUAUAUCAAAUGUUAUUGUAAGACACUGUAAUGUUAUUCGCAGUUUCAACAUUAACACUGCAGUUAAAUAUAGGAAAGUAAAAAAAAAAGACUUUAAAUAAUGAUUCAAUUCAAACUUUAAUAAAUGUUUUAAACAGAUCAAAUUCAAAUGUAUUGAAUUUUAACGUUAAAUACAACAGAACUGUCCUUAACAAAAGGAUUGUAAAAACGUUAAAGCCUUCGUCGUGUAAUAUGCAGUUUCAACUUUUAAUUCAGUGAUUCUUUUGUGUAAAAUUACAUGGAGCCCACAUACCACUAGUAUGUAUACACAUGACACACUUUGAGAAUCACUAAGUUAAAAUUAAUAUGUGUAGUUCUAAAGAACUCCAAACAAAGAAUUGCAAUGACCUUGUGUACUGCUCAGCAAAACAUGUUUUAUUAAGAAAACUGAAACGCUUUAACAUGUAAACCCUUUUCCACAAGACAUUAGCAAGAUGACUCAUUGGUCUUUUGGCGAAGGUGGAGGAUUCAAAUGUGCAACUUUUGAAAUGUUUCCUUCCUCUUUUUAAACCGAAAGAUGAGAAGAAGCUGUUUGAAAUAGUCUGCAGCAGUCUUACACGUACAGUUCUAACGUCUGACGUAAACAAGUUAAACAUUCAUACAAAAAAAGACAAGAAGCGAUAAAGGCAGUGACUUUUUUUUAAACAUUUUUUUUUUUACUUCAAAUCAUGCAAUAGCUGAAUAUGGAAUAUAGUGUGAGUGUGUGCGUGCAUGUGGUGUAAAGGCCGCUCGCUCCUGAGUCACAUGCUCUUGAGCAAUCUGUGGUUGCUCGUCAGGAUGUGGCUGUCUAAAACUUCUCCAUUAGCCCAAAAAUCUGCACCUUUCAUCUGAAGUCACUGGUGUGCUGCAGCCUGUCCCUUUCACGAAUGUUUUCUUCCUUUCAAAUCCACACAUUCUGUACACAUUCACCACACAAACAAACUUUUUACAUUUGUAAUAUAUUCAAGUCUUAAUAUAAAAACUGAACUUGUGAAAUACUGCGCAGUUGCUUUUCUCACUUGAGUCGGAUAUUUUCUGUAGCAAAAUGGAUGUAAAAGCUCAUCUUUUCUUAGCUGUGACAAAUGAAACAUUCUCGGUUCUCACUUUCUGUUUCCAAUAGAUAAAAAUAUUAUUUGACUGCGUCAAACUGGGCGGCACGGCACCGACUGGUUAACACAUCUGCCUCACAGUUCUGAGGACCCGAGUUCAAAUCCGGCCUUGCCUGUGUGGAGUUUGCAUGUUCUCCCCCAUGUCUGUUCUCCAGGUACUCCGGUUUCCCCCCACAUCCCAAAAACAUGCCUGGUAGGUUAAUUGACAACUCGAAAUUGCCCGUAGGUGUGAUUGUGUGUGCGAAUGGUUGUUUGUUUAUAUGUGCCCUGCGGUUGGCAGGUGACCAGUUCAGGGCGUCCGAAGAUAGCUGGGAUAGGCUCCAGCACGCCCGCGACCCUAGUGAGGAGAAGCCGUAUGGAAGAUGGAUGGAUGGAUGCAUCAAAAUGAGCGCCAAGUCUGUUAUGUCAUUGUGUUAUCUCCUUAUGUGCAAUUCACAUUGUUACAUAUAGAGCGCAUAGCAAACAGAAAAAGUCUUUGCUGCUUCACAGACACAUAAUAUCUGAACUUAUACACAAAUCCCAACAUUGUCAAACAUUGUUUUUAAGUUUUUCUUCAUCGUGACUAUUUCCAAAUUAAAGCAUGUAUGGUUGCAUUUAUUAAUUUGAGGUCUUAACAGUAUCUGUGGGCUGAUCCACAUUCACAGAUUAAAGUUGUCAGAUAGUUCAUUUCCGACUAAUGCCCUUAUUCUGUAGAAUAAAGAAAAGGUUUUAUUGUCAUAUGAACUCCAUCUUGUAUCCUUCUGAUAAAGCACUGGAUGGAACGAUGCUGCUUGGGCUUGAUGCGUUGUGGCCAUCACUGGAUCCAGUGGGCACAGGUGGGGUGGAGGUGGACGUGGAGGGCUGCUGGGAAUCUUGCAGCUUCUUCUUGUUUAUCUU